AUGUCUUCCAAUAUCAAAGUAACCGAGCUGCCGUCUCAGAGCUCAUACCCGACAAGACAAAAAGAACACCAUGUCGGCAAUCCACCCACUUCCUUCAAGAACCCAUGGCCAUCAUUUCGCGAGUACAGCAAGUGGGAGGUGUUCAAACUCCGCUUUGGCAACAAUCCGGACAGGAACUUCGUGCCAGUCCCACAAGGCCACGAUGGCACUCGUUCGGACGAGCUGGUGAAGGUGUUGAAGCCUGAGUGGGGCUUGGAGCAGAAAGACAGACUGCGAGCAACGUGGAUCGGACACGCCUCUUUUCUGGUUGAGACAGCUGCAGAACCAGGAGCUGAGCGCGGUGUGCGAAUCUUGUUCGAUCCGUUGUUCAGCGAAAGAACAAGCCCGGUCUCCUUCUUUGGCCCGAAACGAUACACUCCGACCCCGUGUUCGCUCGACGAGCUUCCUGACGUCGACGCCAUCUGUAUCUCCCACGAUCACUACGACCAUCUGGACUACGCCACCAUCAUCCAUCUCUAUCAGCGUCGCAAAGGCCGCAUCCACUUCUUCGUAGGUCUUAACGUAAAAGCCUGGUUCACUCAGCACAUCGGCUGCGCCUCGAGCGAAGUCACAGAACUAGACUGGUGGGACACUCGCGAACUCCAAGUGGAAUGCAUCGGCAAGGCGCAACUGACAUGCUGUCCCACUCAACACUUCUCAGGCCGCACUGGCUUCGACGCUGGGAAUACGUUGUGGUGCUCAUGGGCGCUCAAGACAGACAAGCACAAUCUGUACUUCGCCGGUGACACAGCGUAUCAAGCCAAGGACACGCCAUCUGCGUGUCCUAUCUUCAAGGAGAUCGGAGAAAAGCUGGGACCGUUCGACCUUUCGCUACAGCCGAUUGGGUUGUACAGUCCGCCCCAAAUCAGCGGAGCAGUGCAUGUUACGCCGGAACAGUCUUUGGAGAUCCACAAAGAGGUCAAAUCAAAGCUCACGAUUGGCAUGCAUUACGGGACUGUCCGUGGUGGUCUGAGCAUGGUCUUUGAGGAUGUGAGAGUUCCCCCCAGGCGAUGGCGUGAGGCGGCGGAGAAAGAAGGCAUUUGGUGCGGAGGCGGUGUGGAAGGUGACGGCAGCAAGGUCAACGUCGGAAAAGAAGGUGUUGGACUUUGUCAUGUCGGCGAGACUGUCUCAAUUUGA
This is a messenger RNA of Zymoseptoria tritici IPO323, 1176 nucleotides long. RefSeq lists its product as uncharacterized. The coding region runs from base 1 to 1176 and encodes 391 amino acids. The record is from RefSeq and is a predicted model, not a curated record. Gene Ontology annotation, molecular function: N-acylphosphatidylethanolamine-specific phospholipase D activity. Gene Ontology annotation, cellular component: cytoplasm; membrane-bounded organelle. Gene Ontology annotation, biological process: N-acylethanolamine metabolic process; N-acylphosphatidylethanolamine metabolic process. The transcript has a single exon. NCBI's taxonomy places the organism in Eukaryota, Fungi, Ascomycota, Dothideomycetes, Mycosphaerellales, Mycosphaerellaceae.